Molecule: messenger RNA, 1300 nt
Organism: Raphanus sativus (radish)
Lineage: Eukaryota; Viridiplantae; Streptophyta; Magnoliopsida; Brassicales; Brassicaceae
Product: UDP-URONIC ACID TRANSPORTER 1
Exons: 4
Coding region: 170-1096 (308 amino acids)
Cellular component (GO): Golgi apparatus
Molecular function (GO): antiporter activity
Source: RefSeq, a predicted model, not a curated record
AGACAAAAACUAAAGGCUUUUGUCCUUGCCGUUCCAUGCUCCAAGUGAGGACCUGAUUUCUCUCGUUUUCUCUCUCUCUCUCUCUCUCUUUCUCUCAACGGAUCUCGAUCUCACCGAGGAAGAAGAAGAAAGAAGAAGAAACCCAGAUCAAGCAAAAAAGAACACAACAAUGUCGUCCUCGAAGAAGCAAACCCUCUUCAUCUCAACCCUCAUCAUCUCCUGGUACUCCUCCAACAUCGGCGUCCUCCUCCUCAACAAGUUCCUCCUCUCCAAUUACGGAUUCAAGUUCCCAAUCUUCCUCACCAUGUGCCACAUGUCCGCCUGCGCCAUCCUCAGCUACGUCUCCAUCGUCUUCCUCAAGCUCGUCCCCCUCCAGCACCUCAAAUCCCGCUCCCAGUUCCUCAAGGUCUCCACUCUCAGCGUCGUCUUCUGCGCCUCCGUCGUCGGCGGCAACAUCUCCCUCCGUUACCUCCCCGUCUCUUUCAACCAGGCCGUCGGUGCCACCACCCCGUUUUUCACCGCCCUCUUCGCCUAUCUCAUGACCCUCAAGAGAGAGGCUUGGGUUACCUAUGGUGCUCUCGUCCCCGUCGUUGCGGGCGUCGUCAUCGCCAGUGGGGGUGAGCCAGGGUUUCACUGGUUUGGUUUCAUCAUGUGCAUUAGUGCCACGGCGGCAAGAGCCUUUAAAUCUGUUCUUCAAGGCAUCUUACUAUCUUCAGAAGGGGAAAAAUUGAACUCGAUGAAUUUGAUGUUGUAUAUGUCUCCUAUAGCUGUGGUUGCUCUUCUUCCGGUGACCCUAGUUAUGGAACCAGACGUGAUCAGCCUGACGUUGACGCUUGCAAAGCAACAUCAGUACAUGUGGAUACUUCUUCUGGUUAACUCUGUAAUGGCUUAUUCAGCCAACCUGUUGAAUUUUCUGGUUACAAAACACACAAGCGCCCUCACUCUCCAGGUUCUUGGGAAUGCUAAAGGAGCAGUUGCGGUGGUGAUAUCGAUCUUGAUCUUUCAAAACCCGGUUACGGUUAUGGGAAUUGGCGGGUACUCCAUAACGGUGCUUGGGGUGGUUGCUUACGGAGAGACAAAACGCAGAUUCAGAUGAACUUAUAUUUCAGUUCAGCAACAUAGCGCGCGCUUCACACACUCCCUAUGUUUGGUUCUUCGUCUGUUUUUUUUUUUUUUAUCAUCAAAGACUCAUUAAUUAGUGAUUUUUGUAACUAUUUCUUAUUAAUAUACGCACUAUAUAGAAUUAUGUAUCAGACUAUGUUAGAUUCUAUGAUGAGAAUGCCAUUGUUGUUCAUCUGUC